AUGGAGAAGACUGUUAGGGAACAAGUUGAAGGGUUUCAGUCUGCAGCUGAGGUGUGGACAAGCAUUGAGAAACAGUUCUCAGGAAAAUCGAACAAGAUGCAAGUCAGUAGGAUUUUUCAUGAAUUGAGGCAGAUCAAGCAAGAGCAGAAGACAGUGACUGAAUUUGCGGGAGAAAUCAAGAAACUCUAUAGAGACCUGGAGUAUUUUAGACCAUUUAAGGCACAUGAUCCCAGGGACGUACCCCUCCUUCGAGAGUGGUUUGAACCAUUGUUGGUUCAGACUUUUCUUGAUGGUCUGAACUCAGAGUUCAAUCUCCGUUCCCAACUCAUACAAGCCACAACAGAUUGGCCUACAUUGGAUCAAGCCAUCUCAAGUAUACUUGAGGAAGAAACACGGCUGGCCAAUCAGAUCACAACUUCACAAACAAAUGUUGAUAGCAGAGCUGCACUAUCUUCAGUUAAGCAAAUUCAGUCUCCUGGUACUUCAAGAAAUGAGCAAGCAAAUGCUACUAGAUUCGACUACACGAGAAAGCCUAAGAUGGUGUGUGACCACUGUAAAAAACCAGGCCAUUUGAAGAAGAGUUGUUUUGAUAUAGUUGGUUAUCCUCCUGGAUGGCAACCGAAACAAUUUAACAGAUUCACUAGUGGUGGUAGUAAUGCAAGAAGACCAGAUCGAGCUCAUCUUACUUUAUCUGGGGGAGAACGGUCUGCUGUAAUAGCCCAAGCACUUGAAGAAUUUAAAGGCAAACUUAUGGCAAAUACUUCAGAAGGCCCUGCUGAAGCUACAUCUGAUGCUCAUUCUGGGAAAGGAUCUGAAGACAAGAAGAAAUCUUGGGACUAGAAUUGAGCACGACGGCCUCUACUACCUUACCAAUGCCUCCUCUCCAUCUCCAUAUGCCCUCG
Molecule: messenger RNA, 902 nt
Organism: Triticum dicoccoides
Lineage: Eukaryota; Viridiplantae; Streptophyta; Magnoliopsida; Poales; Poaceae
Exons: 2
Coding region: 1-840 (279 amino acids)
Molecular function (GO): nucleic acid binding; zinc ion binding
Source: RefSeq, a predicted model, not a curated record